AUGGUAGCAGCAGACGAUGCAAUUCACAUUCUAGCACAACUGAUGGUACGGUUGUUGUUGUUGCUACAACUGUCACCGCCAACUGCGAUUUACUGUCAAUUCAAUCCUCACUUUGUUAAUCCGACGGAACGUACGGCAAUCGUUCACUUGUUUGAGUGGACGCACGCUGACGUCGAAACGGAAUGCCGGCAAUAUUUGGGACCAUCCCGGGGGUUUGGUGCCGUACAGCUGUCCCCCGUCAACGAGGUUCGCAUCCUACCGAAUCGAUCGUGGCGCGAACGGUAUGAGCCGAUUUCCUACAAGCUUGCGGGUCGUUCCGGUGAUGAGGAACAGUUUCGCUCGAUGGUGCGCGUUUGCAACAGGGUCGGAGUGAGGGUGUACGUUGAGGUGGUGCUGAAUCAUAUGGCAGGUGGAAGUGGGGCGGUUCGAGGAACCGCCGGAUCGAUUGCCUAUCCGGCGAGUAAAGAUUUUCCGGAUGCUCCGUACGGCGGUGCGGAUUUUAAUGACGCCUGCACGGUGAUAGAGUCGAGUGAAACGCACGAAGUGCGUAACUGUCAGCUCGAUGAUCGACCGGAUUUGAACUUGGGACUGGCGAGAGUUCGACAGAGGAUGGUUGAUUUUCUGAAUAAGUUGAUUGUGAUGGGAGUGGCUGGGUUCAACAUACGAUCAGCAAAGCACAUGUGGCCCUAUGAUUUGAAGACAAUUUAUUCUAAACUGGAAAACUUGAGUACCACAGCCGGGUUUGCUGCCGGUAGUCGACCUUUUAUUUAUCAGGAUGUUGAAGACCUAAGCUCCGAAAGUUUGUUCCGAAAGGACUACAUUUCCCUGGGGAUGGUCUCGGAAUAUCGCUUCGCGUACCAUAUGGGUGCAAUCAUGUUUAAGCGGAAACCAUUUCACUACAUGGUCAAUCUCGGAACGAGACUGGGUUACAUUCCAAGAGAAAAAUCAAUUGUUUUUCUGGACGAUCCGGUUCUUCAACGCGGACAACCUGGCGACGAUGAUCUACCGAGGAUCGUUUCGUACAAGCAUGUACGCUUGUAUAAGAUCGCGCUGGUCUUUAUGAUGGCGCAUCGUUAUGGAACUCCGGUAAUUAUGAGUUCUUACGAUUUUAAGGAUAGCGAGGCAGGACCUCCCAUUGAUGCUAAAGGACACAUAAUGCCGGUCGGAUGGAAUGAGGAAGACCAGUGUAUCGGUGGAUGGAUUUGCGAACAUCGUUGGAAUGUGGUACAAAAUAUGCUUAAGUUUAGAAGUAAAGUUAUCGAUCUUCCGGUCACCAGUUGGGUUGAUAAUGGUCAGAAUCAGCUGGCAUUUUGCAGAGGAAAAGUCGGUUUUGUGGCAAUCAAUGCGGAGAUUUCACUGAGCUUUGAUGCAAAUGUGUAUACGUGCUUAGAGGCUGGAAUUUACUGUGAUAUUAUAAGCGGAAAGGUAGGGGACAAUGAGUGCACCGGAAGAACGGUAUUGGUUGAUAAAAACGGAAGAGCGGACAUUUUUAUUUCCAGUAAUGAGGAAGAACCGUACGUUGUGCUACUGUCUAGCGAAAAGCUUGUGCUUGGAUGAGUCUGCCGAAUAUGGCGGAAGUGGAGCUUAAUUUUUUCUUAUUCACAAUUAUUCAGAAACGGAAACUCCC
This is a messenger RNA of Sabethes cyaneus, 1627 nucleotides long. RefSeq names its product alpha-amylase 4N-like. Gene Ontology annotation, molecular function: alpha-amylase activity; cation binding. The record is from RefSeq and is a predicted model, not a curated record. Bases 1 to 1557 code for a protein of 518 amino acids. The transcript has 3 exons. Lineage: Eukaryota; Metazoa; Arthropoda; Insecta; Diptera; Culicidae. Gene Ontology annotation, biological process: carbohydrate metabolic process.